AUGUUUGUUAAAAGAAUAUUAUUUGUUUCAAUAUUUUUAUUAUUUUUUGUCUCUGACUGUUUUGUUAUAUCAAGUCCAGAGUGGAUCACUUUUACACCGUUGAAGGGAUGUAAUCAAACCUAUGGCAUUGGAUAUUCUCUACCGGUUGGACAGUGUAUAAAUUUCGAAUUCUCCUAUUGGGUGAUUGUACAGGUAGAACAGAUCAAUGGUGAAAUAACCGUGAAUACCACCAACUACAACGAUCCAAAUUGCACUGAAUACAUCAACAGUAACGAUUAUCAGGUAGAUCAAUGUCUGCAAAUCGAUGAGUUCUACAUGGAUACUACAGGUUCCGUCUCAAUAGGACAGAACUUUCCAAACGAAGCUGUUACCUACCAAUUCUUUUAUGAUUCCGACAACGAUUGUUCAGGUAACAAUUACUAUACAUUCUUCACCAACAACUUGGAGGUCAACGAUAUCAAAUAUCAAUGUAUCAACGGACAACCUGUCGUCUCCUCGUGUUAUUCAUCUAGACAUUCAGACAAGUGUACAGUAAUACCAUGGGGAACACAAUGUGUUCCAGGUAGUCAAGGUGGUCCAGGUUACUACGGAUGUUAUAUACAAUAA
Molecule: messenger RNA, 606 nt
Organism: Heterostelium album PN500
Lineage: Eukaryota; Evosea; Eumycetozoa; Acytosteliales; Acytosteliaceae
Product: DUF3430 domain-containing protein
Exons: 1
Coding region: 1-606 (201 amino acids)
Source: RefSeq, a predicted model, not a curated record